AUGGCAUUCAGGGCAAAGGCAGGCGUGUGGAUGGCAGGGCCCUGGCUGUCUCUGCAAGGGCCACGGGCACUGGCCACCAGAGCCUCUCUGGCGCCCAAGGCGGUGCUGCCCUUCGAAGCCAUACCCCAGAGUCGCCACAACAACUGGAUGAGGACGCUGCAGUUCUGGAAGGGGCAGGGCUAUGAGAACCUUCACCUGGAGAUGCAUCAGAACUUCCAGGAGCUGGGGCCCAUUUUCAGGUAUGACACAGGAGGAACACGAACGGUAUCUGUGAUGGACGUGGAGAGGCUGCAGGAGGUGGAGAGUCUGCACCCACGCCGGAUGCUCGUGGAGCCCUGGCUGGCCUACAGACAACACCGGGGGCACAAAUGUGGCGUGUUCUUGCUGUGA
This is a messenger RNA of Microcebus murinus (gray mouse lemur), 390 nucleotides long. Its product is annotated as cytochrome P450 11B1, mitochondrial. The record is from RefSeq and is a predicted model, not a curated record. Gene Ontology annotation, biological process: glucocorticoid biosynthetic process; aldosterone biosynthetic process; cortisol metabolic process. NCBI's taxonomy places the organism in Eukaryota, Metazoa, Chordata, Mammalia, Primates, Cheirogaleidae. Gene Ontology annotation, cellular component: mitochondrion; mitochondrial inner membrane. Gene Ontology annotation, molecular function: steroid 11-beta-monooxygenase activity; iron ion binding; corticosterone 18-monooxygenase activity.